Molecule: messenger RNA, 1363 nt
Organism: Solanum tuberosum (potato)
Lineage: Eukaryota; Viridiplantae; Streptophyta; Magnoliopsida; Solanales; Solanaceae
Exons: 1
Coding region: 498-1307 (269 amino acids)
Source: RefSeq, a predicted model, not a curated record
AUUCAUAUAUAUAAACUAGAGAUAGAACCGUGUCAAGGAAAAAUUCAACUAUCCACAAGCGAUAAGUCUAACCAUCUGCUGAGUCAUAAAUGACUUUAUAAUUUCUCAUUAUACCAAAGAAUCUCUUGAAUAUCCAUAUUCUUCAUGUUUUAUUCUUCACCAAUUAUGAUCCUCCACGUCAAUUACAACUAACCAAAAGUCUUAUUUUAUCUCUUAACCACCAUCUUGUCCUUGUAGGAUAAGGAAAGUCGAUCCAGUGCACAAAGUAUUUCCGCGUUAGUAUGAUUUAGAAAAGGAUGAUAUUAUUAAUAGAUCCGUGAUAGUAUGGUUUAGGAAAAUAUAGCACAAAGACAAUUUUAUCGAUAAAAAUUGGGAUUGUCACAAUUCUCCAUUAUAUAUACCUCCCAUUCCUUUCAUUUUCCAAACCAAUUUCUAUUCUAGUUUUCUUUCAAGCAUUUUAUCAAACAGUUUCUCUACACCUUUAAAGAUUCAUAACUAUGAUCAGCAAUUUUGAAUCUGAUGUUAAAUAUCUACAGAACCCAUCUUUGAUUUCUCAAUUCUUUUCUCUUCCGAAUAUCGAAAAUGUUCCUGAAGUUUACAGUUUCUGGAAAUGGGGUGCUCUGUUUUUCGCCAUAUUUGUUACAUUUAGUACUUUAUUUGGAAGAAUUAAGUUUACAUUCAUUUACUUACGUAGAAUUGAGCCUUCUGAUGAGCCUAUUCUUCAGUAUCUUAGCGAAGACUUCGACUUUUCUGAUGAUGACGACGACGAUGAAUGCUCGUCCGUGUCUUCGAAUGAUGAAGAGGUAUUUACACCCAGAGGUGAUCGAGAUUUUUCUGUGGCGGGUGGGAAAAAGAGUAUUUUAAGACUUAUAAGGCGACGGAGCAGCUAUGGACUGUUUCCGUUAACUGAAUUUGUUGCCGGAAAAAAUGUUGUAAAGCUCUGGGAUUUGAAUAUUGAAGAAAAGAUGAGUGAAUUUCGGACGUUGCCAUCGCCGUCGCCGGUGAUGGUGUUUUGGUCCGAAUUGAGAGAUGAGAAAAACGGCGUUGUUUUAGCUGGUUACGACGCGAGAAUGAGGCGUCAGUCGCCGGCGAUAUUUGCCGAUUGGGGUACAGGAAAAGUGGUGGGUAUCGGCGGUGUUGAGAAAGUGUACGUUAGAGAUGAAGUCGCCGGAGUUGUAAAGCUCGGUGAUAUGAGGAAAGCGAAAACGCCGGUGGAAAUGGUGACGGAGGUCGACGGUGGCAUGUGGUGGAACGCCGGCGCCGUUAUCGUUGACGAUGACUUCGUUAGACAUAAAUUUAUUUACUAAAGGGAAUUGAUGCUAAUUUAUUUGGCUAUUAAUUUAACGAUGAAAUUUGUAAUUAA